Messenger RNA from Arabidopsis thaliana (thale cress), 439 nucleotides. Its product is annotated as Plant self-incompatibility protein S1 family. NCBI's taxonomy places the organism in Eukaryota, Viridiplantae, Streptophyta, Magnoliopsida, Brassicales, Brassicaceae. Gene Ontology annotation, cellular component: extracellular region. The coding region runs from base 1 to 408 and encodes 135 amino acids. The record is from RefSeq and is marked reviewed. The transcript has a single exon.
AUGAAUGGCUCUUCAGCGUUUCACAUAAUAUUGAGUGUUACAUUCAUGGUUUUUCUCUUUGGUGGUCUCUGCGAGGCUGGUGUUGUGGUAAACGUGGAUAUCAUCAAUGAUAUUGGUCCAAAUGUUCAACUGGGACUACACUGCAAAUCGAAGGACAAAGAUCUCGGACCACAAUCUUUAGCCCCUCAACAACACUGGGGGUUUAGAAAAACACUUGAUUUUUGGGGCGUGACUCUGUUUUUUUGUCAUUUUGAAUGGGAAAACCAAUCCAAAUGGUUUGAUAUUCUUGUUGCUGGGAGAGAUAGAAAUACAUGUGCUGAACAUCCGUGUGUUUGGAGUAUAAGACCUAGUGGUCCAUGUAGACUAACGGGUAAAGAAAAAUGUUUCCCAUGGAAUGAUCAGUAUUGAAACGUUGUAUUAAAUUUUUCACAUUGAUGAU